Molecule: messenger RNA, 3175 nt
Organism: Gracilinanus agilis (Agile Gracile Mouse Opossum)
Lineage: Eukaryota; Metazoa; Chordata; Mammalia; Didelphimorphia; Didelphidae
Gene: KIF18A
Product: kinesin family member 18A
Exons: 19
Coding region: 217-2967 (916 amino acids)
Biological process (GO): microtubule-based movement
Molecular function (GO): ATP binding; microtubule binding; microtubule motor activity
Source: RefSeq, a predicted model, not a curated record
GCCCAAGUAAGGAACCCGCACAACAGCUGCGGCGGUGUUGGCGGCGGCGGCGGGGUCAGGCGUGGCUUCGGGGAGCUCGGGCCGCCGUGAGCACCUAGCACCAUGAUGAGUGUACAGUAGGGUUGAAUGACUCUUAGUUGGAAAAGAGGACAUCGAGCAGAGAAUACUUGAAAAAUCAGGCAUUCAAUUAAGCAAAAGAAGCAAGAUAAAGUAAAAAUGGCAGUCUCCCAAGAAGAUACGUGUAAUCACAUGAAAGUGGUUGUUCGUGUGCGGCCUGAAAAUCAGAAAGAAAAAGCUCUUGGCUUUUAUAAGGUGGUUCAUGUUGUAGAUGAGCACUUACUGGUUUUUGAUCCAAAAGAGGAAGAAGACAGCUUCUUUCAUGGGAAGAAAACUAUGAAUCGAGAUAUUACAAAAAGAAAAAGAAAGGAUCUGAAGUUUGUGUUUGAUGCUGUUCUUGAUGAAAAUUCCACUCAGGCUCAAGUUUUUGAAAAUACUAUCAAGCCUGUGCUUGAUGGUUUUUUAAACGGAUAUAAUUGCACAGUGCUUGCAUAUGGUGCAACUGGAGCUGGAAAAACACACACAAUGCUAGGAUCACCUGAAGAGCCUGGAGUUAUGUAUCUAACAAUGUCAGACCUUUAUAAAUCCAUGGACCAAAUUAAAGAUGAGAAAGUUUGUAGUAUUGCAGUUUCUUACUUAGAGGUAUACAAUGAACAAAUUCGAGACCUCCUAACAAAUUCAGGACCACUGGCUGUCCGUGAAGAUGCCCAAAGAGGGGUAGUAGUUCAGGGAUUAACAUUACAUGAGCCUAAAACCUCCCAGGAAAUUUUACAGUUGUUGGAUGAUGGAAACAAGAACAGGACCCAACAUCCCACUGAUGUAAAUGCUACCUCCUCUCGUUCUCAUGCUGUUUUUCAGAUUUACUUAAAACAACAAGACAGAACAGCAAGCAUAAAUCAAAAUGUCUGUAUGGCCAAAAUGUGUCUCAUUGACCUGGCGGGAUCUGAACGUGCCAGUGCCACAAACACCAGAGGAACCCGUUUUCGGGAGGGUGCAAACAUCAAUCAAUCACUUUUGGCCCUUGGAAAUGUCAUCAAUGCCUUAGCAGAUGGGAAGAGAAAAAAUCAGCAUAUUCCUUACAGAAAUAGCAAGCUAACUCGCUUGUUAAAGGAUUCCCUCGGAGGAAACUGUCAAACUAUCAUGAUAGCUGCUGUUAGUCCUUCUUCUAUGUUCUAUGAUGACACGUAUAACACUCUCAAGUAUGCCAACCGUGCAAAAGACAUUAAAUCUUCUUUGAAGAGUAAUGUUGUUAAUCUGGAUAAUCAUAUAACACAGUAUGUCAAGAUUUGUAAUGAGCAAAAGAAAGAGAUUAUGAUGUUAAAAGAAAAAUUGAAAGCCUAUGAAGAUGAGAAAUUCAUCACACAUGAAAAUAGUAAAGGAAGCCUCAAGCUUUCCAACCAAGAGGAAACAGAACUACAAAGGUUUCGAGGGAUUUUAAAUCGUUUGUUCCAGAACCGUGAAGAAAUCAGACAAGAAUAUCUGAAUUUGGAAAUGCUGAUUAAGGAAAAUGAACUAAAAACAUUCUACCAGCAACAGUACCACAAGCAAAUAGAAAUGAUGUGCUGUGAAGAGAAAGUUGAAAAGGCCACUUGCAAGCGGGAUCAUAGACUUGGAAUGCUCCAAACUCGUCGCUUUCACCUAGGGAAGAAAAGAGAAGAAGAAAUUAAACAAUUUCAUGAAAAUACUAAUUGGCUUCAUCAGGUUGAAAAUGAGAUAUGUGCCCUGAGCAAAAAUGGCCCUGUUUCAAAGGAACUCAGUAAAGAUAUCCACAACUACCACUUGAAGUUUGAGAUAAAAGAUUUGAAAACACAAAUCAAACAUGUGAUGAAUCUUGCCUCUUUUCAAGAACAACAACAUAAACAGACAGAGAAUCUGCUGAACACUUUGCUCCCGGUCCUAAGAAAACAAUAUGAGGCAUUAAAAGAAGCUGGGCUGGCAAAUUCUGAUUUUGAAUCUGAUUUCAAAGAAAUUGAGCAUCUAGUGGAGAGAAAGAAAACAGUAGUUUGGGCAGACCAAACGCUUGAAGACUCAAAGGAAGAUGACCUUCCAGAGAUUGCUACUCUGAUGGCCUUUUCAGAACCAGAACCAGGCCAAUCCAUUCCAAGCUGUAAUUCUUCUCCAGGAACUAAUCAACAGAAAACUCCUUCACAAAAAAGAACCCGAAGGAAAUUAAUCCAGUCUCCCUUGAUGACCAACCAUUCCAGAGGACCUGAACUGUCUAGUAAAACUCAGCUCAAUGAUUCUUUCACACAGGAACUUCAAGCAAUUAUAUAUACACCAGAAAAUUGUAAAAAAUCCAUUCAAAAUCCCAGUUUACAGUCAUAUGGAACCAGUUUUCAGGAAAUCAACAGUUUGAAUAUAAACAGUAGUCCCUUUCAUGCCCCCUUUUCAAAAGGUUGUGUACCUCUUGACAGAAGGAUAGAGUGUGUGAAAGAGAAUUUAGAGUCUACAUUUAUUAUCCAUGAAGAUACUAAUGGCACAAAUACCAUAUUAUCAAAAAAGGAAUUACUACCAAAUGGAAAUGAUAACGUUUUACCAAGGCUUAGCCUCCCUUCAUUGUUGACUAAAUCACCUCUCCAUGCAACAAAUGAAAUACCUUCCUACAUGGCAAUGACGGCCGCUGCCAAGAGGAAACGGAAGUUAACAAGUCCUGCAUCCAGCAAUUUGUUAAGGACCAUACAGGAUCCUGUAGCUACUAAACGUGUUCGAAAGGAUAUUUCCAGUCAGGAAUAUUCAAGAAUAAACAGACCAGCAAAGGCACACAAAAGAAGUAGCCAUGAACUAAAUCAAGGCGUGCAGAGAAAAUUUGGGAGAAGUAUUUCAGAAGGAAACAUGACAUUCAGUUCAAAAUCAAAGUCAUCCACUUUUACCAAGCCUAAUUUUCUAAAAUAUUUUCCUAAGAAGAACUAAAGUGUGCCUUUUGUGUGUCUUUCUAGGUACUUUUGAAGAAGCUUUUGAAAAUAGACUUUGUAGGUUUCCCUGAACCCAUAAAACAUCCUAGAAUAGAAGGAAAAAAUUCCCCUUUCCCUUUCAUGUGUUCUUUUAAAUAAAAUGUAAAUUUCAGCAGAAAAAAUUAGAUGUAAAUUUUUGAUACUUUUAACAUGUUUUGAUAGCCCAU